AUGUCGCUCGAGAACGACACGCGGCCGAGGGUCGACGGUUAUGUCCAACCUCAAAUGACCAAGAAGCCACCUUUCUCUGUCGAGGCUUCUGGAUAUCAGAAGAAGGAAGGCGAAACCAUACCCCGACGCAACCCUCUGGCCAAAGACAAGCUCAUCGUUCAACCUUCAGACGAUGUCAAAACCGUUUUUGACAAUCUCAAGAGGGCGGCCUCCAAAUUCGGAAAUGCCAAAGCUAUUGGAUCGAGAAGGAUCAUCAAGACUCACGUAGAGAACAAGAAGGUCAAAAAGAUUGUCGAUGGUCGCGAGCAAGAGGUGGACAAGAAAUGGACCUACUUCGAGCUCAGCGGUUACGAGUACAUGACUUUCAUCGAGUAUGAGAAGCUGGCUCUCGACUGCGGCUCGGGCUUGGCUCAUCUUGGAAUUUCUAAAGAAAACAAAAUGCACCUGUAUGGUGCUACCAGUGCUCACUGGCUGGCUAUGUCGCAUGCUGCCGCCUCUCAGUCGAUCCCUAUCGUCACUGCUUACGACUCUCUCGGUGAGGAAGGACUAAAGCAUUCUCUCAUUCAGACCGGAUCUGUCGCCAUUUUUUUAGAUCCCAACCUCAUCCCCACCUUGCUCAGAGUCAUCAAGGACGUGACGAACCUGAAGACUGUCAUCUACAACACGGAGCCUGAGGUCAAGGAAGCUGAUCUGGAGAAAUUGAAAUCCUCCUAUCCCGAUCUGAAAGUCAUGAGCUUUGAAGAAUUGCGAAAGUCCGGCGCUGACAAUCCCGUGGACCCCGUGCCUCCCAGCCCAGAAGAUCUGGCCUGCAUCAUGUAUACAUCUGGCUCCACUGGGCCACCGAAGGGUGUUACCAUCAAACACAAGGCUGUGGUUGCCGCAAUGGCCGGAGUCCAGACGGUCGUGGCACCCUAUAUUGGACCGGCCGACGCAUUGCUGACUUAUCUGCCUCAAUCGCACAUUUUCGAAUACAUGUUCGAAAACGUGUGCUUGUUCUGGGGUGGAACUAUGGGCUACGGCAACCCUAAGACCUUGUCCGACGCUUCGGUCCGGAAUUGCAAAGGAGAUAUUCGUGAAUUCCGACCCACUAUUUUGAUAGGCGUCCCUGCCGUCUGGGAAAGCGUCAAAAAGGGUAUUCUUUCGAAAGUCAAUGGCGGCUCCUUCAUCGUCAGGAACAUGUUCUGGGGCGCUUUGUCACUGAAACAGACUCUGCUCUCAAUGGGCCUGCCUGGCGCCGGUAUAUUGGAUGCUGUGGUUUUCAAGAAGUUGAAGGAUGCCACAGGAGGCCGACUCCGCAUUGCCUUCAACGGAGGCGGCCCUAUCUCGGAAGAAACCAUCAAAUUCAUCAGUUAUGCAGUCACCCCCAUGAUUUCCGGCUAUGGUCUCACUGAGACUUCUGCGAUGGGCUGCAUUCAAGAUCCUUUGGCGUGGGAUCCCUAUGCCCUGGGCGACAUCACUGGAUGUAUCGAGAUCAAGCUGGUCGACUUUCCUGAUGCUGGUUACUUCUCGACGAACAAACCCCCCCAAGGCGAAAUCUGGAUUCGAGGCCCUUCGGUCACAGAAGGAUAUUGGGACAAUGAAAAAGAGACCCAAGAAGCAAUUACCGAAGACGGAUGGUUCAAGACCGGCGAUAUUGGUGAAUUCAAUGCAAACGGCCACCUACGUAUCAUCGACCGGAAGAAAAACUUGGUCAAGACACUCAAUGGUGAAUACAUUGCCCUCGAGAAACUGGAAUCAGCCUACCGAACAGCCCCCGUUGUCGGAAACAUUUGCGUUUUCGCUGCUCAAGACAAGGCGAAGCCGAUUGCCAUUAUCGUGCCAGUUGAAGCCACCCUGCAGAAACUCGCAGCAGCCAAUGGCAUCCACGGAGAAAACCUGGAAGAGAUGGUUCAUGAUGAAAAGCUGAAUGCAAUCGUGCUAAAGGAAGUGCAGAAAGCGGGUCGUGAGGCUGGUCUUUCUGGUAUUGAGAUCAUUGACGGCGUCGUCCUGGCCGACGAGGAGUGGACUCCUCAAAAUGGUCUAAUUUCCCCGGCUCAAAAAGUUCAAAGGAAGAAGAUUCAACAGCGAUUCGAAAAGGAAAUCAAGCAUGCCUACGGAGACUGA
Messenger RNA from Fonsecaea erecta, 2103 nucleotides. RefSeq lists its product as hypothetical. Bases 1 to 2103 code for a protein of 700 amino acids. Gene Ontology annotation, biological process: long-chain fatty-acyl-CoA metabolic process; long-chain fatty acid metabolic process. The transcript is spliced from 3 exons. Gene Ontology annotation, cellular component: endoplasmic reticulum; plasma membrane; lipid droplet. The record is from RefSeq and is a predicted model, not a curated record. Gene Ontology annotation, molecular function: long-chain fatty acid-CoA ligase activity. Lineage: Eukaryota; Fungi; Ascomycota; Eurotiomycetes; Chaetothyriales; Herpotrichiellaceae.